AAAGAAUUAAAAACUCGUCCUCUUGUUUUUAAAUCAGAUUCUUAGAAGUACAAAACUUAUGGCACUCUUAUAAACCAAAUUUGUUUUUUUUUUAAACAUUGGCUGUAAAUCGAUUCGGUAAAAAAGUUCUGAUACCCUUUUCAUCCAUUUAAGUUUAUACACAACACACAGUUACACACACAGACAAAUCAAAGAGAUCGAUCAUUGUGCAGAGAGACAUGGUGUUCCGCGGCGACACGGUGACGUCCGUAGCCCAUUUAUCGGCGGAGAUAUUUCAGCGGUUAAGGUGGAUCCCGCCGUCGGAUCGAAUCAGAAGCGGCGAGAUGUUGCAGCUCGUCUGCUGUUUUCCACUUCAACAGUUAGGUCGAUUCAUGUUAUGGUUCUGGAAUUAUAUAUGUGUACCACCUCCAGAGAUUCUUUACUUUGAUGAUGAUCUUGAUAACGAUGAUGUUUAUGGAUCAUCUUCGUCUUCUUCUAUUGUUAAUCAUCAUAAUUACUAUCAUCUUCGUAUGGAGUGACCAAAAAUUUCGUAUUUUCUGAUUUUUUUUA
Messenger RNA from Brassica napus (rape), 549 nucleotides. RefSeq lists its product as uncharacterized. NCBI's taxonomy places the organism in Eukaryota, Viridiplantae, Streptophyta, Magnoliopsida, Brassicales, Brassicaceae. The coding region runs from base 219 to 518 and encodes 99 amino acids. The transcript has a single exon. The record is from RefSeq and is a predicted model, not a curated record.